AUGAACCACGCCAGGGCUGCACAAGAUAUGCUUGUACAGUGCCUGGCGGAGGCAGGUGGCGGGUUGGCCAUCGUCGCCGAUCCGUAUAGGAUCCCCGAGGACAACCCCAACUGGGUCGGGGACUCCUCGGGGAAGGUGGCGAUGGUCAGCCAACAUGUUGAUGGCGCUCCGCCGAUGCUCCCAGUGUCGGCCGGUGAGGGCUUUGUAAUGGUCGAGUACGGACCCAUCGAUGUCCUGGGCUGUUACUUCCCCACUAGCAUGAGCAGGGGGGAGUUCGAGGCGGCUCUGGAUGGCAUGGAGAGCGACAUCCUCAGUCGCUCUCCCAGGCCAGUCGUUGUGGGGGGAGACCUCAAUGCAUACGCUGUGGAUUGGGGCUGCCCCCGCACCGACACCAGAGGCCGCCUGGCCCGGGACUUUGCAGCGGGGCUCGGCCUGCAAUUACGAGCAAUAUUCUUAUACGAGUUCAAACUAGGCCAUAAAGCAGCAGAAGCGAUUCGUAACAUCAAUAGCGCAUUCGGCCAGGGAUCCACAAACGAACUUAUAAUGCGACGUUGGUUUCAAAAAUUUCGGAAUGGUGAUGAGAGCCUUGAAGAUGAAAAAGAUCGUGGACGUCCAUCGGCAGUUGGCAACGACAAAUUGAAGGUAUUGCUCGAGGCAGAUCCGCGCACAACAAUUCGACAGCUAGCUGUAAAGUUAAACGCAAGUCAUCCUACAAUUUUGGACCAUCUCAGGCAACUUAGAAAAUCAAAAAAACUCGAUAAAUGGGUACCGCAUGAAUUAAACAAAAAUAAAAAAAAUCGUCGGUAUGAAGUGUGCUCUAUGCUUCUUUUGCGCAACAACAACAAUCCAUUUCUCGAUCGUAUUGUGACAUGCGAUGAAAAUGAAUCGAUUUUAUACGACAACCAGCGGCGCUCAACACAGUGGUUGGACCGCGGCGAAGCUCCACAACACUUCCCAAAACCGAAGCUGCACUAAAGAAAGACCAUGAUGACGGUUUGGUGGUCGUCAGCCGAUUUGAUCCAUUACAACUUCUUGAAUCCAAGCAAAACCAUUACGGUAGAGAAAUAUUGUCAAAAAAUUGACAAAAUGCACCGCAAACUGCAACGCUUGUACCUGGCAUUGGUCAAUAGAAAAGAUCCCAUUCUUCUUCAUGAUAAUGCCUGGCCACAUGUCGCAUAACCAACGCUGCAAAAACUGAAUCAGUUAGGCUACGAAACUCUGGCUCAUCCACCAUACUCACCAGACCUUUCGCAAACCGAAUAUCACUUUUAAGCACCUCGAUCACUUCCUGCAAGAGAAAGUCUUCAACAACUAUGGUGCUGUUGAAAAUGCCUUCCGAGAGUUUAUCGAU
Molecule: messenger RNA, 1351 nt
Organism: Solenopsis invicta (red fire ant)
Lineage: Eukaryota; Metazoa; Arthropoda; Insecta; Hymenoptera; Formicidae
Product: histone-lysine N-methyltransferase SETMAR-like
Exons: 2
Coding region: 1-975 (324 amino acids)
Molecular function (GO): nucleic acid binding
Source: RefSeq, a predicted model, not a curated record